Molecule: messenger RNA, 2129 nt
Organism: Meloidogyne enterolobii
Lineage: Eukaryota; Metazoa; Nematoda; Chromadorea; Rhabditida; Meloidogynidae
Source: the annotation of a GenBank genome assembly
UUAUAUCAUUGUAAUUUUCAUAAAAAAUAUUUUUUAUAUUGACUAAUUGAAAUUUAAAAAGAAGCAAAAAAGAUGGAUGUUGAUGGUGCUGCGCAGGAUGAAAUGGUCACAGAUGGUCCAGGAUACAAUAUUGUCGCUCCAAACAAUAAUUGUCAAUCUGGAAGUAUGGGAGGACACAAUAAUGUUGUUGGGUCUUCACAAUAUCAGCAACGUUCAAUGUCACCACUUCUCGGUAUUGGAAUAGCUACUGGAUCCUCAUCAGCAUCUUCAACAAUGCCAAUGGACCUGGGUGGAGUAUUGCCUAUUGCAGAAAAUUGGUGUAAUACACAAGUGAAAGUUGUUAAAUUUAACUACAUGUGGACGAUAAAUAAUUUCUCUUUUUGCCGUGAAGAAAUGGGUGAAGUUUUGAAAUCAUCGACUUUUAGUGCCGGCCCUAAUGACAAACUUAAAUGGUGUUUACGAAUAAAUCCAAAAGGAUUAGACGAAGAAUCCAAAGAUUAUUUGUCUCUUUAUUUAUUACUUGUCCAAUGUAACAAAACUGAAGUUCGUGCAAAAUUUAAAUUUUCGAUAUUAAACGCAAAAAGAGAAGAAACAAAAGCUAUGGAAUCACAACGUGCCUAUCGCUUUGUACAAGGAAAAGACUGGGGUUUUAAAAAAUUUAUUCGUCGUGAUUUUUUACUUGAUGAACAAAAUGGACUUUUACCUGAAGACCGUUUGACUAUUUUUUGUGAAGUUUCUGUUGUUGCUGAUACGAUUAACGUAACUGGCCAAAGUAAUAUGAUGCAAUUUCGUGUCCCUCCAUGUCGUCUUUCUGAAGAUAUGAGUAAUUUAUUUGAAAAAAGUCUAUUUGCUGAUUGUACUCUUUACUCAGGGAAUAGAGAAUUUCAGGUACAUAAAGCUGUACUUGCUUGUCGUUCACCUGUAUUUGCUGCAAUGUUUGAACAUGGAAUGGCUGAAUCUUUAAGUGAUCGUGUAAAUAUUAAAGAUAUUGAUUCUGAAGUGCUCGGUGAAAUGUUGAGAUUUAUGUAUACCGGAAGUGCCCCAAAUCUUGAAAGAAUGGCUGAUGAAUUGUUAGCAGCUGCUGACAAAUAUCAAUUGGAAAGAUUAAAAGUUAUGUGUGAACAAUCUUUAUGUCUUUCAUUGACAAAUGAAACUGCUUGUGAAACUUUAAUUUUGGCGGAUUUACAUUCAGCAGAACAUUUAAAAACUCAAUCAACAGAAUUUAUUAAUUUACAUGCUAAUGAGGUAAUGGAAACUGAAGGCUGGAAAGUUUUGGUAAAAGAACAUCCUCCAUUACUGGAACAAGUUUUUAAAGCAUUAGCAACACAGCAAACACCUCCAAUUAUUUUAAAUCAACCGCCUAGGAAACGUCCAAGACAAUAUUAAAAAAAUUUUGCUACAACAAUAAAAAAUUUUUUUGACUAUUAAUAUGUAUUUUUAAGUUGUUUAAAGUGAAGACAUAUUGGAAGAAAAGAAAAGAAGUUAAAUCACUUUGCAGCUGUUUUUUUGUGAUUAUAUAUUUUACUGUUAGGUUUGGAUUUGUUUUUGAUAUUUUUGUUUUAAUUUGAGAAUAGGGUCGGUGGUUCCUGGGAAAUCUUCGGGUAUCCAAAACCGAUGUUUGAAAUGAAAAUUUCCGGUUACCCGGUGUCAACAUCAUUUGAGAAUUUUUUUUUAAAAAUCCAAACUUUGCUGUUUUGAUUGUCUUUUUUUCCAAAUUUUGUAUAUACUUUUUUCUUUUUUUUUAAUGCAUGAUGCAAUUAUUGGGUAUGUAUUGGAUAAAUAUUUUAAUAUUUUUGUUGAUUUUUAAUUAUAAAUUUUGGUAAUUUUCACCAUUCAAUAAUUUAUAAAUCUCUAAGAACUUGUCUUUUUGAAUUUUUUAGAAUUUCUUUAUUAGACGGAGAAGAUUCUUCUUUUAAUGUUCUGUCAGAAUCAAUUAUUGAACCAGAUGUUUGUGAGGAGCUUUUGGAAUUUUGCUCACCAACAAUCUCUACUGGAACAGAUGAAUCUGUGCUUACUGAAGAAGAGCCGACACCUUUUGGAAUGGAAUGAAAGUUAGUUUUUUUAAUUUUAAAGUUCAUUGACGGGCUAGGAGGGGUUUUUGAGCAUGUUGUUGAGCUUAUAUUUAAUAA